UUGGAUACUCACUGUUAUUGACAUCGUCGUCGUCUCAUUUGCUUGUCGUCCAAGUUGCUUCCCACAGAAAAAGUGAAAUCACAGUGGUAAAGUGUCUGAUUGGCGUUAUAAUCAAAUGUCACCGGCAAAUUCAGUGUAAGCCUGUUGAAGAAGUUGCUUCAAACUGGCAUGACUAAGUUUUUAGGCUCCAUUCUUCAUGGAGAACAUCAUUCAAUUUCUAGUUGUAUCAAGUGGUUUUGUUUGCAUACAGAAAAAUAACAUAACACAGGAAAGCAGAUAUAAACCAAAAGGGCAUCAAACGAGAGUGAAAAUUCAACCUGUAAUUUGGUGCAAAUUUACAAAUGGUCAUUGAUAGACGACCCGGGCGAAAAUGACAUCGAAUUUCGCCAUCAGCACGGAUAACUUUCAAGCGAAAGUAAUCGCAGAGGAUGGUGCGCCGUGCGAGAUUGGAAUUGAAGCUGGAAUGACGUUGCAGAUAGUCAAAAGGCCAUCUGCGAAACUGGCGAACGUUAAAAUCAAAGAUUACAGUUCCGAACAGUGGAGUGAAAGUCCUUUGCUGCAAUGCUCGCAGUCUGUGUUGCAGACUGUACCGGAUGAUGUAUGGCCUUAUGUAAUUGCUAUCCUUGACCCGCAGGAGCGACUUAAUUUUGCAAAACAAACAAAACGUUGUUUCAUAGUGAAGCAACUUCCGAAGGAUUCGAUUGUCAAGGUGUCUGGAAGAGCGUUUGGGCGACCGAAGGACUUCUUCGAUUGCAUUGUUCGGUUCAUUGGGCCGGUGACGGAGAUAGGACCCGGAUACUACUUUGGCAUGGAGUUACUGAAUUUGAAUGCCGGUGAAUCGCCGCAAAAGGAUGAUCUCGAUUUUGUUUCAAAAUAUAUGAGCAUACCGCCAAAUUUGGCAUUCAUUCUGGCGGCAAACUGGCUCGUAAUAGAUGACUUUGAACAUUCCACAAAACAUUCUAAUAAAAAUUUGAUUGAGGACCUGUUCAGCACUGCAAAGGAUCAUAUACAAUCGCGGUUAGUGCGACGUAACGGUGGCGGCAAACGGCAGACAGAGCUCGGCAAAGCUGGCAGUGAUUCCCGAGAAGAACCCAUCACGCGUUCCUUUACCCCUGAACCGAUUGGCCACAAUCGAAACUCGGCAGAUUACAAUACAUCGUUCGAGCGGAAUCAUAUGGACCAUAGGUAUCAAAAGAGGAUGGCUGCCUCCGUAUCGAGUCCAAAUUUGUCCAAACAAGACAGUAGCAGCAGCACGGGCAGCUCAAGCCGUAUUAUAAACAACCAUCCGAUGGAUCGAAUGGGCGAAAAUUUCCGAUAUGUCGACAGCCAGACAGAGGACAGUUACCGUUCGGGUAGGAGCUCACAGACUAGUUCCAAUAAUAGUACUCUUAAACAUUCCAAAACCCGUAAGAAGACGUCGAAAUCGGGCACCAUAUUAAGUCUUGAGGAUAGGGAUUUAAUAAUAAUUGAUAAUACUGACAUCAAAGAAGCGACAAGCAACGAGAGCGAUGUGAUUAUAGUAGAUCCUCCGGCAAAACUGCUGGAACAAGAGUGCAAAGAUGUUGAUCUCAAAGAUAUUCUCGGCAGAAAUUGGCCUCCUGCUGCUGGCGAAGCUGCUAUGCUAUUGAAUAGUGAUAAGAAGACGCAAACCCCAUCUUAUAUCACGAAUGGAAUCGGUGGCGGAGGCUAUAGCAGCAGUAGUAGCAACAGUACCAGCAGCAGCCAUUUUCUCAAUCGUUACGAGCGUAACAAAUCCAUGAAUCCGCUGAGUCACUUGGCUAACUCCAAACCCGGUGACCUGAGCCAUAGAAAGGAGCAGAAAAUUAUGAUAGACGUUGCAACAAUGGCAGAACCAAACAAUGGAGCUUCAUCCAUGUAUGACAAUGGCAACAAUAUACCUCAGACUGUUAACUCGCCUCCAUUGGACGAAUCGGAAGCUCUCAUCCAACCAUCGCCGCUGAACAUCGUACCCGAUAAUCCAUUGCUCGAGAUUGGUUCGGUGGUGGAAGUGGACUUCGAGAAGGGCGAUUUGUACGGCGUAAUUUGCUGGAUCGGGCCGCUUCACAGCCUUGGUGCGAGCAGCAGCAACACCCGGGUCAUGGUCGGAAUCGAGUUGGAGGAAGAACCGCUCGACCUCAAUGUUGAAACAAGCGAUGGAACGUACAACGGAAUCAGAUUAUUCAAAUGUGCUCCCAAUCGGGCAGUGUUCGUAUAUCCAGCACAGUGUAACUUGGAUCGGCGCUUCCAAGAUUUUGGAACUGCCUCUCUGGCUACAACUAAAAUAGCAGCCUCUUCGUUGAAAUCUGACAACAGCAUGUUUGGCAAAAUGGAUUGUCCCGUCGUGAUAGGAGCUGUACCUCCGUUAAAGAUCAUCAACCAAGGCGAUCUGGAUUCAAUUUGUGGAAAGUUUAAGGGUAUCCAGGGACACCACAAUUCGUGUUAUUUGGAUGCCACUUUAUUUGCCAUGUUCACAUUCACGAGUGUGUUUGAUUCUUUGUUAUUUCGGCCCCGAGAACCCGAGGAUAAUCCCCAAUACGACGAGGUUCAACGUGUACUGCGAGAGGAAAUUGUAAAUCCGCUGAGAAAACAUCAUUUUGUGCGUGCGGACCGCGUCAUGAAGUUACGACAACUGUUGGAUCGACUGAGUUCCGUUACGGGGCUCACCAGCGAAGAGAAGGACCCAGAGGAAUUUCUCAACAGUUUGCUGGCUCAGAUUUUACGGGCGGAUCCUUUCCUGAAGCUAAGCUCCGGUUUGGAUACUUUUUACUAUCAACUUUUUGUGGAGAAAGAUGAUCAAUUGAAGCUACCCUCUGUACAACAACUCUUCGAGCAAAGCUUCCUAACAUCGAACAUUAAGUUGAAGGAGGUGCCAUCAUGUUUGAUCAUUCAAAUGCCCCGUUUCGGCAAAAAUUUCAAGAUGUAUCCCAGAAUACUACCAUCGCAAGUAUUGGACGUCACAGAUAUCAUUGAAGAUUCGCCGCGGCAGUGCACUGUUUGUGGAAAGCUAGCGGAACACGAAUGUCGGGAGUGCUUUGGAAUCAUGCAAGGUGGAGUGGGAUUGGAAAGUACAGCCUUUUGCGAGGGUUGUCUUGAGGCAGCUCACAAGCAUGUCAAACGGCAGAAACAUACACCGAGUUCACUGACGGUCCCGAAAGAUUUCAAAAUGAUGGCCGCUCACUGCCCAGUGCCAAGGCUUUUUAUGGAACUUUUUGCCGUCGUAUGUAUCGAAACGUCCCACUAUGUUGCGUUUGUGAAGACGGCUUCCGGGCAGGACGCACCUUGGGUGUUUUUCGAUUCUAUGGCCGAUAGAAAAGGGGAACAAAACGGUUACAACAUUCCGGAAAUGAUACCGGUUCCCGAUUUACCUCACUGGCUCUCGGAAGACGGUGCUCGACAGAUGAACGAAAAGGCUAUCAAUGACAAAAUGUUACCCGAGCACGCGAAACGGUUGCUCUGCGAUGCAUACAUGUGCAUGUAUCAGAGCACGGACGUUAUGAUGUAUCGAUAAAUUAUCCCUUUUCACUCCCUUACCUUACUUUACCUUCCUCACAAUAGAUUUUACUUCUAAAUAAAGAAAACGUUUCGACUAGAAGCAACAUUUGCAAUAUGGAAUUUAAUGAUGGUAUGGUUUUGUGAGAAGAUUAUGAAAAAAAAUUUGCUCUUGUAGCUAUGAACCUUCCAAAAAAUGUGCAAAAUUUGAAGCAACCUCGCUUAAUAUCAUUGGAACCAAACUGAAACAGCUGUAUUGCGAAACGUGAAAUGGCUAGAAUUGUGUUACUGAUAAUGUAAUGUGUGUAGUGUGUAAUCACCACAAAUAUUGCAACAAAAAAAAUUGAAUCGAGAUUUAGUACUAAAACCAGACAGAGAAAUAUAUAUUUACAUACCUACAAGUUGGAAACAGUUGGACUGCUGAAAUAAAGACAUAUUACAAGUGAAACGAAAUACAAUACACGAACGGUAACUAACACCAAGGUUCAAAACAAAUAUGUGAGAGGAUAUCUUUCGUAGUUUGCAAAGGAAAAAAACGAAAACACACAAACAUCACAAUCAUAAGAAGUGAGUAUUUGAAUUCAAGUAGAUUAAAUGGGCCAGAAAUCAAUAGAAAUUGCUUUAUAUGUUUUCAUAGUUGUAAAUUGAUUGAAGCAAUUGUGACGAUAGCUUUAUUGAGAGUUAGUAGAAAGAGAAAAACCAACAAGAAAUAUAUUAUAUUAAGAGAGAAAGAGAGAUCACCCAGCCGAUGCCAUCGCUCACCAUCUAUCUCAACAUGGUUGAAAGGGUUUCGUGUUUCAAGGUGGGUCAAUACUACGAAUCAGGACUGCUCCGCACGGAAGACUCUAGCUUUAUUAUGAUCGCUCAGCGAUUUUUGCGUUAGUUGAAUUGCGAAUCUAUAUUUAACAUUUGACCGAGUAUUGAGCAUACCGAACAACUAUACAGCGAAGGCAAUUCGAUUCCGCUUGUGACCGGAAGUAAGAAUGAAAAAAAAAAAUAAUGACAAAAGUGUACCUAUAGCUUAAAUCAUCGAUUGCUUCAGAGGCAACAGCAUAAUUUGUUAUAAUUGGAAACAAUGCAAUAUUACUUACUAGUGGAAGAAAUAAACGCAAUAGCGAGAUUUAUCUGCUAA
Molecule: messenger RNA, 4621 nt
Organism: Toxorhynchites rutilus septentrionalis
Lineage: Eukaryota; Metazoa; Arthropoda; Insecta; Diptera; Culicidae
Gene: CYLD
Product: ubiquitin carboxyl-terminal hydrolase CYLD
Exons: 10
Coding region: 371-3508 (1045 amino acids)
Biological process (GO): protein K63-linked deubiquitination
Cellular component (GO): cytosol
Molecular function (GO): K63-linked deubiquitinase activity; cysteine-type deubiquitinase activity
Source: RefSeq, a predicted model, not a curated record